AUGGGUCCGUUGUCGCAGGGAGACAAGUACGAGUUCGUGACAAUCUCAUCGGCAGGGAAACCAUUUUCGGAUGGACUCUACAAGGCCCUACGGGAAAGCAAUCAGUCUUUGUGGGAGUUAGAGCACCUUGGUAUUGUUGACAGUGAAGAGUCGGAGGGCAAGAAGCAUGAAGUUUUCCAGAGGUUUCAGGACACAACCAGAUUUGAAGAUGGUCGUUAUACAGUGCGCCUGCCGUGGAAUGAAGACCUCGUCUCACGACUGAGAAACAACAAGGCUGUAGCGGAGCAGCGUUUACGCAGCGCCACCCGUACUCUUUUGAGAGAUCAAGAGGUCAUGAACGAAUACGAUCAGGUAAUACGACAGUAUCUCAUUAACGGUCAUGCUGAGCGUAUUGAUGUAGCAUCACCAUCACCUGUUGCUGCCCGGGAAUAUUACAUACUACAUCAUGCAGUUAUCAGACGCGAGAGGGAGACUAUGAAGGUUAGAAUUGUAUUCGACGCCUCAUCGAGUGCUCCGGGUUUUCUAUCCCUGAACCAAGUUCUGCACGCCGGUCCAAACUUGAACUCUGCCAUCCUUUCUCUGCUCUUAAGGUUUCGAAUGCAUCGCAUAGGCAUGGUGGCAGGCAUCGAGAAAGCUUUCUUGCAGAUUGCACUUCACAAACAGGAUACAGACGCUCUGCGCUUCCUAUGGUACACUUCGACGCCGAUCGCAGGACAGCCUACACCGUCUAUUGAGACAUGGCGCAUGACACGAGUGCCCUUCGGAGCACGAUCUAGUCCGUUCCUGCUGUCCGCGACCAUUCAGCAAGCAGAGAAGGAUUACUUGCAGGCUGCUACGCUCUUGGAGCAAUCCUUUUACGUGGACGAUUUAGUGGUCAGUGUCAGCACAUCAGGAAAUCCCAGGACACUUCAUGAGGAAACUCUGAGCAUAUUCGAAGCGGCCGGCAUGAAGAUAAAGAAGUGGGUCACUAACGACGAGGCACUUCUACGAGAGAUGUUUAAAAAGGGGAACUCUACAACGGAGACUACACAGAAUCAGACUAAGAAGGUUUUGGGGGUCAUAUGGGAUCUUCAACAUGAUCAGUUACGAUGUUCAGUUGCGUCUGUCUUGGACUCCAUGACGGAAAAGGAGAGUGUCAAGAGACAUGUACUGCAGACCAUUUCCAGGAUUUAUGAGCCAUUUGGCCUGUUAGGACCCUUCACUAUUUCGGGCAAGAUCAUGCUUCAGAAGAUUUGGGAGGCAGGAUUGCAAUGGAAUGAUCAGUUACCUUCAGACGUCGAUGCAGAGUGGAGAGAGUGGUGCAAAGGAGUCGCGGAACUGCAACAUAUAUCUGUUCCUAGGGUGAUAGCGAGCAACUCAUUCGCCGACAGGCUGCGCAAGUUGCAUAUUUUCGCAGACGCCAGCCCAAGGGCAUAUGGUGCGGUAGUCUACCUCGAGCAUUUGUCCGACGACGGUUCUCGUGGCAUGGCAUUUCUACUUAGCAAAAGCAGAGUCUCACCUCUCAAGCGCCAGACACUUCCGAGGCUUGAACUCACAGCAGCUCUUCUUGCUGCCAGAUUAUAUCGCUUUGUAUCCACUGCUUUGCAGACAGAGUUCGAUUAUGUAUGUUGGACAGAUUCCUUAAUCACCUUGCAUUGGAUCAAGGGAUCGGCAUCCAGAUAG
Messenger RNA from Ornithodoros turicata, 1662 nucleotides. RefSeq lists its product as uncharacterized. The transcript has 2 exons. The record is from RefSeq and is a predicted model, not a curated record. The coding region runs from base 1 to 1662 and encodes 553 amino acids. NCBI's taxonomy places the organism in Eukaryota, Metazoa, Arthropoda, Arachnida, Ixodida, Argasidae.